Messenger RNA from Cyprinus carpio (common carp), 3756 nucleotides. Its product is annotated as RNA binding protein fox-1 homolog 1-like. Gene Ontology annotation, cellular component: nucleus; cytoplasm. Gene Ontology annotation, molecular function: mRNA binding. NCBI's taxonomy places the organism in Eukaryota, Metazoa, Chordata, Actinopteri, Cypriniformes, Cyprinidae. The record is from RefSeq and is a predicted model, not a curated record. Gene Ontology annotation, biological process: nervous system development; regulation of alternative mRNA splicing, via spliceosome.
CUUGAAUCUCUCAGAGCUGAGAUUGCAGUAUUUUUUAGAGGAAGUUGCAAGCUUAUUUUUUUUCGGUCAGUUGUCUUACCUUCCCUCAGGACAGAAGAUGAGUCUUUUGAUUUCCCACUGAUGUCUUCCCCUGCGCAUCAGCUUCCGGAAGACAGCAUCUGAGGAUCUGAGCAGCAUUUUGUUAGAGGGAAAAGUCCUUUUUGCGGGGGAGGGGGGAGAUCUGUUUCGGAUCGUCCUAUCAGCUGUGCGUUAACGUACACGUACCUUUCUUGUGGAGCCUGUACUAGAGAAACCUACACCAUCACCCUCCUCUCUCUCUCUCUUUCUCUGGCACUUUGAGUGCACAGUUGUACUGGACUUCCUUGGUGCACGGAUCUUCUCAUUAAAUAGAUACGUCAGGAACUGGCGUCUAAGCAGGGGUUGUCAGUGAAAGGGUGAGGACGACCAAGUGGGGAAAGGCAAGAAAGAGCCAAAAAAAAGAAGAGCAAGAACAAGACUGCUAGAAGCAUCUCAAACCUUGUGAAGUAGCUUCUUCUUCCUCCAAGUGUCAGUUUUAAUAAGCUCUAUUAUAGUGAUAUAAUAAAUUAUACAAAAGAACUGUGAGCCUGAGAGAGUGGAAACAAGAAGGAUUCAGACGGGUUCCCGUAGCCGAGCUCGAGAAGUUAAAAGAAGCUAAGUAAGGAAGCGUUUCCUCACUGCCGGAGAGCCCCUGACUCCUCGCUCAAGAUGAUGAUGUAUUUGUGGGGUAAUCAAGACGCCCCAGCACCCCCAGAAACCAUGGCCCAGCCUUACCCAUCAGCCCAGUUCGCUCCCCCUCAGAACGGCAUUCCUGCUGAGUACACGCCGUCCCACCCUCACCCGACUCCAGACUACCCGGGCCAGACCCCCGUAGCAGAGCACACCCUGAACAUGUACACCCCUGCCCAGACGCACAGUGAGCCCAGUGGACCAGACAACAGCAUACAGGCGGUCUCCGGCACAGCCACACAGACAGACGAUUCAGCACAGACGGACAGCCAACAGCAAACACAGUCAUCUGAAAACAGAGAAAACAAAUCGCAGCCCAAGAGGCUCCACGUCUCCAACAUCCCCUUCAGGUUCAGAGAUCCAGACCUCAGGCAAAUGUUUGGCCAAUUUGGUAAAAUCUUAGAUGUUGAAAUCAUAUUUAAUGAACGAGGAUCAAAGGGUUUUGGUUUCGUAACUUUCGAAAAUAGUGCCGAUGCGGACAGGGCCAGAGAGAAAUUACACGGCACGGUGGUAGAAGGUCGUAAAAUAGAGGUUAACAAUGCAACAGCACGGGUAAUGACAAAUAAAAAGACCGUCAACCCAUAUGCAAAUGGCUGGAAGUUGAAUCCAGUCAUGGGUGCAGUCUACAGCCCAGAAUUCUAUGCAGUGCCAGGCUUCCCAUACCCAGCAGCCACGGCGGCGGCAGCGGCGGCGUACAGAGGGGCACACUUAAGAGGAAGAGGGCGCACCGUCUACAAUACGUUCCGGGCAGCUGCGCCUCCCCCACACAUCCCAGCCUAUGGGGGUGUUGUUUACCAGGACGGAUUUUAUGGUGCAGAUAUUUAUGGUGGUUACGCUGCCUACCGAUACACUCAGCCUGCUACUGCUACCGCCGCUGCCUACAGUGACAGUUACGGACGAGUUUAUGCUGCCGACCCCUACAACCACGCACUUGCUCCAGCAGCCGCAUACAGCGUUGGUGCCAUGAAUGCUUUCGCUCCCUUGACUGACGCCAAGACCAGAAGCCACGCCGAUGAUGUGGGUCUCGUUCUUUCUUCUUUGCAGGCUAGUAUAUACCGAGGUGGAUACAGUCGUUUCGCGCCAUACUAAAAAAAAAAAAAAAAAAAAAAAAAAAAACCUUUCAAAACCUAUUGAGAAUCUUCCUGUGGGGGUAACGGAGGAGUAAUUCAGAGGCCUGGGUAUUGCAAUACAUGCAGUAGUGCAUCAUUUUAGCAUCUCUUAAGAGAGAGAAGACAAAAACGGAUAUUUUUCAUCUUAUACCUCAGAUAUUUUGUGCUGUGUAUUUUAAUAUUGUGGGUUUUUAAUUUCUAAAGAUUACAUAGAUUGUUGGCUGUAGAGGUUUCUGUGGUGAUCUAGAGAGCUGCUAGAUUUUAAAAAGAUGAAGAAAAAAAUAAUAAGAUACAAAUUGUUAGGGCUUUAUCAUGUAAAUGAGUUAUGUAUGAUAAAUAUUCAAGUCACUUCGGGGUUAUCAUAUUUUGUAAGAGUGUAAGUGACUAGAGUCGUCCAGUGGUUUCUGCUUCUGUUUAACAUCGCCUUUCGUCUUUCUUUCGGUUUCUUUUCUUUCUGGGUUCUGUGCCGCGGUAGAGGAAGAGUGCGCAGGGGGUUGUGGGUAGGAGUAGAUACGGGCGUGGUGGGCGAAAGACUGGGGGCUGUUCCCCGAAGUGCAGCGAAGACACAGAGCCGUUCAAAGAGACCACUGAGGUAUCGAUUAUUUAAGCUGUCUUAUAUCAGUCAUUACUCAAAGCCAAAGGUUAUGUUCCUGGGGUGUUCAAUGUGUAUAUUCAGACUAUACAUAGCAGCUCGUAGAAACUCCCCAAAAAUUCACCAUGACAGUAUUUUACUGUUUAACUAUUAUCUAGUCAUUAAGUCAGACCCGCGCUAGUUUAGGCCUACCACGAGAUGUUCUUUUUAUAUUACAGUACUUCCAGUACGUCGAUUGAUAUAAAUGCUGACUUUUAUAAUACGGGAGAGACGAAACACAAAAAAAUAAAAAAACAGACGGCGACGGUAGCGCCGGUUAUAUUUUUGUUUUUCUUUUUUUCUCUGUUUUGUUUUGGUUCGUUUUUUUGUUUUUUUCUCUCUCAGAAGUUAAGAAACUCUGAUUAUUUGUACAAGACAAGAGUGGGAAAAAAUAAACUAACAGUGUAUUCAAUUUGAUCUGUGCAGUGAAAAUGUUCUCUUAUACGAAAAACACAACUGUAUAAUGUUUUAGAUUUAGUGUGGUAGACCAACUGUUAGAGAAAGGUGUCUCAUUUUUUAUGGAAUCAUACACAGAUUUAUAUCAACACUUUACAAGUAAUGCAAUCAUUAUGUAGAUAUGAUCAUAGUAUUUUUGUCAACUGUACAAUUUUGCACACACACACAACCUGCAAUUUUUUCAUCACUACUACUACUUCUUCUCAAUUGUGGGACGUUCUGUUGUCUGUUUUCUUUUGGUUCUCUGCUUCUUUCGAGUGUUUCGUUUUGAUAUCAUUUUUAAUGUGACAUCCUUUGUACUAUUAUUUUCUAGAACACAGCCUUUACACUUUGAAACUGUUUGAUUAUCGAGAAACUGAGAAAUAUAUGACUUGUGAAAAAGAUAUCUAUAUGUAAAUAGGAAUAAUGAUAACUAUGUCAUUUACAAGUGCUACACAAACAAGCUGUCGAGGUGUUCUUGAAGAGUCGCAGCUUGGCUGUGCAUACGCGAAGACUUCCCUUCAUGUUGUUUACAAGUAUACCUAAUUAGAGGUGUUUGUCACAUAUCUCAUUUUUUCUUUAUUUUGUAUUUAUAAAAGUUUCAAUUGCAUAAAAUACAAACAAAAGAGCAGCUCCAGUUUACCCGGCUGCAAAUAUCCUCUUGUGUACUGUGUGCAUCACAUCACACAACUUGGCAAAAAUAUCUUACCCACUGCUGUGAUUCUGCUCUUUCUGCUUUAAGUACGUGUUGUGGACAGGCUUUCUCCUUGUCAUUGUAUGUGCAUGCACUAUGAUCUGCAUAACAAUAACCAUCAAUAAAGUUUCUCAAGAUAA